Molecule: messenger RNA, 1557 nt
Organism: Symbiodinium sp. CCMP2456
Lineage: Eukaryota; Dinophyceae; Suessiales; Symbiodiniaceae
Source: the annotation of a GenBank genome assembly
AUGCUGCUGCCGUCGCUUUGCCCUGUGAAUGAUGUGACCCGUGUGCGGAACAUUGGCAAGCCGCUACAAAGCCGCUAUGGAACUUUGAUGAGUAGAAGUGGAACUGGAGCCAUACCGGCCCUUCCCGCGACUCCAUCGGCUUCUUCGUCUUCUUUGCCACUGCCUCCACAGCCUUCACAGCCACCGCCGGCACAGUCACAGCAUUUCCGAUUGCCAGCAGGUACCCUGGGCAUCGUCUCACAAGUGGCCAUACAGUAUGCUGUGAACCCAUUGAAGGAUUCGCGGCUAAAACCAUCUCCGCGUUAUGAACUGCCUCUUGAGGCUUCCCCGAGGCUCGCACGACGCAAGUCCGCGGAAACACCUCUGGAGGAGCUGCCGCUGCCAUGCAGGGAUUCCAUCGCAGACUUGACCACCUCCGUGUCGCAGGUGCUGCACAAGCCCACCGUUGCAUUGAAGCGCUCGAUGCACUUGAUGGACGGGCUGCAGACAUUGCGUUGUUUGGGAAGCUCUGGUGCUGACGCAUCAAGCAGGUCUCCCACGAUUUCCCCACGAUCACAGGAGGAGACUUUGGCAGACCCAACGAGCCCUGCCAGCUUGCUCAGUCCGCAGCUCACUGCACCGGAUACCACUCCAGUAAGCGUUCGAAGACCGAAAGCAAGCGAAGAGGGACCUACAGAGGAGGAUCCUUUGUUGCUCGCGGUCCUCAAGGAUGUGCAGGACACCUCACAGUCUUUGCUUCUGAAGAUGAAGCGCAUCGAACAGGCUCAGAGCAUGGUCAAGCGCUGCAAGGGCACUCGCCAUCCUACGAACCUGGUGACGGAUCGUGUGCGCCUGGUUAUAGAGCGAAAAGCUUCGCUGCUGCGCCAGGUCGAAGAUCGGAUGGCAGAGUUCCAGGCUGCGCAGGCCGACUCUGAGCAAAUUCUUCGACGCCUCGUUGAACGUGGAACUGCCGCCCCGGAGGAGCUGUACGGGGUUCGCCAGUUCGUGCGCAGCUUUACGCACCGCGGGAAUCCUGCCGAGGCCGACCGCAAGAACUUCCGGCAGUUUGCAUCCACGUUUAAACUGCCUGGCCAGCACAAGCUUCUCGAGGGAUUUCAAGACAUCGCCGCGGAAGCUGGUGCUUGGUGGGCGGAAAAGGCUUACCAAGAAGCGAUCGCUGGUGCGGGUCACAUCCCCAUCAUGCAGCUGAUGGAAUUGGCCGUCUCUGUCGGUGCUGAUCCGCAAGAGCCGAUGCUACUCAGGGCUCGAGAUGUUCUGCUAGAGAGGCUUCGUGUGAGUAUCUCUGCAUUUGCCAAGGAUUGCAUGGAGAAGGAUGAUCUUGCCGAAAAGCGUGCCAAAGAACGUAAUCAGGUUCCCCCUUUGGGAAUGGCAGCCACGAACGCAGAUCGUAUCGAAGCAGAAGUCUUCGAGGCCAUUCGUAUGGGAAUGGACAAAGAAGACCCGUGCAUCGAAGAAGCACAGAACAUCAUCAAGGUUCUGCGGCAGAAAGACGGGGAGCGCAAGCGACUGCAUAACCGCAACAAGCGCUUGCAGGAGGAUGCCAACAAGGUCGACUGA